AUGCCACCUCCUGUCGGCAGAUAUGGCCCCACGGGCCUAAGCGCCUCCUACUCCCACCUGCAACAAGCCCAUCUCCAGCAGCACCAACAACAGCAACAGCAACAGCAGCAGCAGCAGCAGCAGCAAGCCCAGCAUCACCCGGCUCAUGCCCAGUCGGCCAACACCGCUCUUCCGCCUCCCUCCCUGGGCGGCCACCCCGGUUUCGCCGCCGGCAAUCCCAACACUAACAUCAACCCUUUCACACUGUCCGGCACCGGCAUCGCAAAUGGCAUGUCCGUCGCAGGCUUCGGGGCCGCCGGCGAUGGAGGUGGCACGGGCCUGGCCAGCCACGCUGCGCAGAUGGGCUUCGCCAGAGGGGCGCAGAUGCAACAACAGCAAUUACACCAGGCUCACGACGGUCGGCUUGCGCUCGAGGCGAAGGCCGGUACCGUGAAGACCCGGAUACGUGACGUAUGGAGCCACAACCUGGCCCAGGAAAUGGCCAUCCUCCGACAGCUCGUCGAGAAGUACCCGUAUAUCAGCAUGGACACCGAGUUCCCCGGCAUCGUCGCACGUCCCAUCGGAGCGUUUACGAAUAAGGCGGACUACCAUUACCAGACCCUGCGGUGCAACGUCGACCUCCUCAAAAUGAUCCAGCUCGGUAUCACCUUGUUCUCCAACGAAGGCGAGGUAUCGCCGCCCAACGCCACGGAUGCGAAUGGCCAGCCCCUCGGAAACAGUCUCGUCCCCGCCCCCUGCACAUGGCAGUUCAACUUCCGGUUCUCGUUGGAGGAGGAUAUGUACGCACAGGAGUCGACGACGAUGCUUGCCAAGGCGGGUAUCGACUUCGCGAUGCACGAGAAGAACGGCAUCGACCCGUUCGAGUUCGGCGCUCUGCUGAUCAGCUCGGGGCUCGUGCUCCUGGAGGAUGUGCACUGGGUCUCCUUCCACUCCGGAUACGACUUUGGCUAUCUGAUGAAGAUCAUGCUCUGUCAGGCUCUGCCCGAGAACGAGGAGGAAUUCCACAAGCUGCUCAAAAUCUUCUUCCCGUCAUUGUACGAUAUCAAAUACCUCAUGAAACACGCGGGCCGCAACCAGGCGGUCAACGACUCCCCGUUAACGCCGGCCGCCAUUCAGAUUCUCACGAACCUCGGACAGAAGUCCGGACUUCAGGAUAUCGCAGACGAGCUCGGUGUCAAGCGUGUUGGCAUUGCCCACCAGGCCGGUUCGGACUCGCUCGUGACGGGAGAGAUCUACUGGAAGAUGCGUCAGAUCAUAUUCGGUGGCGCCAUCGAUGUGUCGAAGUAUUCGGGCCAGAUCUGGGGCUUGAACGGGCACAUGCCUGCCUUCAUGUACCAGAUGCAGCCGCACCAGACUCCGAACCUCAACGGGGCCACCAUCUACUCUGCCACGGGGACCCCAAGCACGCCCAACGCCGGUCACGUCGGCGGCAGCCAAACCCCGCAUACUAUGACCCCGGGCGCGACGGGCGGAGUGCUGGGACAGUUCCACCUCGCCAAGUCGUGA
Messenger RNA from Aspergillus heteromorphus CBS 117.55, 1506 nucleotides. RefSeq names its product CCR4-NOT core DEDD family RNase subunit POP2. Gene Ontology annotation, molecular function: nucleic acid binding; poly(A)-specific ribonuclease activity. The coding region runs from base 1 to 1506 and encodes 501 amino acids. The record is from RefSeq and is a predicted model, not a curated record. Gene Ontology annotation, cellular component: P-body; CCR4-NOT complex; CCR4-NOT core complex. The transcript has 2 exons. NCBI's taxonomy places the organism in Eukaryota, Fungi, Ascomycota, Eurotiomycetes, Eurotiales, Aspergillaceae.